CGGAUCAGCUGAACGACAACAAGGGUAGCUGGCUAAAGGAAGGGAAGAAAGAGAGCAACGAAAGAUGGAAAUGCGGAUAGGCGGAGCGGGGCUCCUGUCUCCGUUGGAGGAGUCCAGCGCCGAGGUGAGCAGGGACAGCGGGGUCGUGUCCCAGAGCGCCAGCAGCCUGUCGAUGGUCAGCGAGGGACUGAGCAGCGGCACGGUGUCCCAGAGCCAGAGCUUCAACGCGGCGGUGGCACAGGCAGAGUCGGAGGAGCCAGACGAUCAGCAGCUGAUCCUGCUGCACACCGCUCAGAGCUACUCUUCCUACAUCAGGGCCACUGCCAUCGACGAGAUCCAUGGUUUGGAGAAGAGCCUUGAGGAAAUGCUGACCCGGGUGGAUGAGUUUGUUGGCAUGCUUGACAUGAUCCGGAGUGACACGUUUCAGGUGGUCAAUGAAAACCUACCUCAAAUCCACAGAAAAUCUGAAGAAAUGAGACAAAUAUACAGAAAGAUAGAUAAACUUGAGGCUUUUGUGAAGAUGGUUGCCGCCAACGUUAACGCGAUGGAGGAACAGGUGACGCAAGCAGAGGGUGAACAGGGUACUCUCCCAGGCGCCUUCAAAAAGAUCUUUCGCACAAUGAACGUCCCUGGGUUUUUAAAUAAACCAGCCAGUCCCAGAAGACAGCAGCACCACCAUCAGGAGUUGCCCACUGUGUUCAGAACUGAGGACUACUUCAAAUCCACAUCACAAGCAGAGCAGUGAGUGAUCUCCAACAUGGACUUCAUUUUCCCACCACCAGUGGGCGCACUGCUUUAUCAGUGCCUGACUGUCUGGACAACGGAGGGAGGCAAUAAAUAUUUUGGAAGAAGGUGUGGUCUUUGGUGCACAGCUUUAACAAGCAAUACUGUCCUUUUUAGCACUUGCAGAUGCACAACGUAUCAAAUCAUAAAAGUUGGUUAGCGUAGCAAAUGAAGAAUCCGGACUGCCCUCUCAGAGCAGCUGACUUUGUAGCCAAACAUUAUCCUAGAUUUUCAACUGUAUAUUUACUAAGAUCCUGUAAAGAAAGUGCCUGAAUUUUUUUUCUUUGAACUGUUUUCUGCCUUGGAGGCAAGAUUAUUCAGUCUGAAUCAGUUACUGUUGGACUCUUAAGACUGGCUGCCGAUGAAUUUACUGGGCAAAUAGGCUAGGUACCAGGUACAAAACGAAACGAAAAACUGUGGAACAAAGAGUUGUACAAAUAAUUAUGACAGAAUUUACUUCAAUAUGAUUCUUGACAUAUACUGGAGCCUUUUCCACAAUUUCCAAUUAAAGAGCUAUGAAU
Messenger RNA from Megalops cyprinoides (Indo-Pacific tarpon), 1304 nucleotides. It is a transcript of the gene bloc1s4, whose product is annotated as biogenesis of lysosomal organelles complex-1, subunit 4, cappuccino. The transcript has 5 exons. Bases 65 to 745 code for a protein of 226 amino acids. The record is from RefSeq and is a predicted model, not a curated record. Gene Ontology annotation, cellular component: BLOC-1 complex. NCBI's taxonomy places the organism in Eukaryota, Metazoa, Chordata, Actinopteri, Elopiformes, Megalopidae.